Molecule: messenger RNA, 915 nt
Organism: Exophiala bonariae
Lineage: Eukaryota; Fungi; Ascomycota; Eurotiomycetes; Chaetothyriales; Herpotrichiellaceae
Exons: 2
Coding region: 1-915 (304 amino acids)
Molecular function (GO): hydrolase activity
Source: RefSeq, a predicted model, not a curated record
AUGAAACCAAACACGGGCCAAAAUCCGCGGGCAGAGUCGACGGUGGAAUUACCGGCUGAAUAUUCCUACGCUUCCGACCGACAUCUCACACCAACUCCUGCAACGAUUGCAGACUUUCUAGCAUUUCGAUCACGCAUCGGCGCUUCGCACUCAGUGUUGACUCAUGGCCUGUGUUACGGCAGUAACUGCAGUUCUUUGGUCGCUGUACUACAGAGAUUAGGAACCAGUACAGCCAAAGGCAUCGGAGUCAUUGAUCCAGCCGCCACGUCAGACCAGGAGAUUAUGAAAAUGCAUGAUGCGGGCGUCAGAGGCAUCAGGGUCAAUCUGUAUGAAUAUGGAGCGAUGCAUGAUUCGAAACUCCAGGAAGAGUUACUCCGAAAUCAUGCAAUCAGGCUCAAAGACUUUCCCGGCUGGACAAUGGCCUUCACACAGUUGCAUCCGGAAUUCUGGGAAGUUUUGAGGCCAACAAUAAUAUCAGACGUUGCAGGGAGAGGAGUUCGGCUAGUCACGGAUCACUUUGCGCUACUAAAGGGCAGAUCCAUGCUUCCUACUGAGUACGAAGAUCAUAUUGAACGACAACCCGGAUUUGCUGCUAUUGUGUCUCUGAUGCGAGACGGGUUCUUAUGGGUAAAACUCAGUGCACCAUAUCGUGUUAGCGAGAUGAGUCCAGGCUACGAAGAUUUAGAGCCUCUUGUACGAGCUCUGGUGAGUGCCAACCCGCGAAGGAUUUUAUGGGGUAGCGACUGGCCUCACACGCCGCAGAUGAAAGUGAGAGCGAAGGAAGAAGCGAUGCUAGAAGUGCCAAAUCUUGACAUUGAUGAUAUCGCCUGGCUAAAGAGCUUGAAACACUGGUUAAGCGACCAGGAGUGGGAUUUGAUGAUGAAGGUCAAUCCCAACGAACUAUAUAACUGGUAG